AUGGGGGACAUCGUCAAGACCUUAUAUGGGCGGGAAUUGCAGGUCGUCAUGACCAGCAACAAUACUGCCCCGUUGAAUCCAAGCCUCGAAGCUAUUUCCCCUCUUCAUUUAGGUUUGAUGCAUUACCUCAAAUUUAUGUUCGUGGGCCUUUUGAGUGCUUUCUCACUCGGCAUGCCUUCUGACGUCGUUGCUAUUGCGGCGAACCGCACCAUGCAACCCCUCCCCCUUUCGCGCAGUGGUCGCUGGAUUAUAGAUGCGAAAAACCACACCGUACCGUUCGUAGGCGUCAACUGGCCUGGAGCGGGAGAGACUAUGCUUCCUGAAGGCUUGGGUCAUCAGUCGGUAGCAAGCAUCGUGCAGAAGAUAUCGGAGUUUGGGUUCAAUGCUGUUCGACUUACUUUUGCCAUUGAGAUGGUGGAUGAUAUUCUUGACAACGGUGGCGAUGUGACGCUCAAUGAUACGCUGACAAGGUCUAUGGGAGUAGAAAAUGGAACCAGCUUGAUGAUGGACAUUCUUUGGAAUAAUCCGCAGUUCACGGAGCAGACUACAAGAUUAGAGAUAUUUGACGCCGUAGCUGCAGAACUGGCUGCUCAGAAUAUAUAUCUGCACCUCGACAACCACGUUUCAAAAGCAAUGUGGUGCUGCGCUCUUGAUGACGGAAACUCGUGGUUUGGAGACCAAUAUUUCAAUACAACAACAUGGAUUCGUGGGCUUACUUACAUGGCAGACCACGGGAAAAGAAAUUGGCCGUCAUUUAGUAGCAUCGGCCUCCGCAAUGAACUCCGCCCAUCAUCCCUCUCUACCCCGGGUAUUGAACCCUAUAGCUGGAGCACAUGGAAAACCUAUAUGACAGCCGCCGCCACCGCCGUAUAUAAUGCUAACCCAGACAUCCUCAUAUUCUUCUCCGGCCUCGAGUCUGAUUUCAAUAUUGAGCCUGCAGUCGGGGGGUCCACACUUCUGGAUCGUGACUUCUCCUUCAAAGUUUGCUCAUACCCAUGGGCUCACAAACUCGUGUUUGAAAUGCAUGAAUAUGAUGAGCAUAUCUCGGGUAUCUGCGAACUUUAUAAAAAAGCGCUACUUCUUUUCGGAGCUGAUGCCACUACCAAGAAGACAGGAAAUGGGCCGGCGCCGCUGGUUAUUACCGAGUGGGGCCAUAGCCAACGAAAUGACAGUGAUAGUUAUAAGAGUUCUUAUAGUACGUGUUUGGCGGAAUUCAUGGUUGAAAGGCAGCUUGGCUGGAUGGUUUGGGUGUUGGCGGGGAGCUACUAUAUCAGGUCCGGGGUCCAGGGCUAUGAUGAGCCGUAUGGGCUUUUGGACCACAAUUGGGAUGAAUCCCGUGGUGAAGACUCUAUUGCUGCUAUUAAAAAGCUAAUUCAGGACACAUAUGCCGCGUAUGGCCAGUGA
This is a messenger RNA of Venustampulla echinocandica, 1404 nucleotides long. RefSeq names its product Glycoside hydrolase. The record is from RefSeq and is a predicted model, not a curated record. Gene Ontology annotation, molecular function: hydrolase activity, hydrolyzing O-glycosyl compounds. The transcript has 4 exons. Bases 1 to 1404 code for a protein of 467 amino acids. Lineage: Eukaryota; Fungi; Ascomycota; Leotiomycetes; Helotiales; Pleuroascaceae.